Molecule: messenger RNA, 2303 nt
Organism: Acomys russatus (golden spiny mouse)
Lineage: Eukaryota; Metazoa; Chordata; Mammalia; Rodentia; Muridae
Gene: Dvl3
Product: dishevelled segment polarity protein 3
Exons: 16
Coding region: 83-2239 (718 amino acids)
Biological process (GO): canonical Wnt signaling pathway; intracellular signal transduction
Cellular component (GO): cytosol
Molecular function (GO): frizzled binding
Source: RefSeq, a predicted model, not a curated record
AACGCCGAGCGCCCAGCUCCGCCGCAGAGGCCCGGCCCCGCUGCCCAAGCAGGCCGCGCGCCGCGGGGCCGAGGCCGGAGCCAUGGGGGAGACCAAGAUCAUCUACCACCUGGACGGGCAGGAGACGCCGUACCUGGUGAAGCUGCCCCUGCCCGCCGAGCGCGUCACCUUGGCGGACUUUAAGGGCGUUCUGCAGCGGCCCAGCUAUAAGUUCUUCUUCAAGUCUAUGGACGACGAUUUUGGGGUGGUGAAGGAAGAAAUCUCGGACGACAACGCCAAGCUUCCCUGCUUCAAUGGCCGGGUGGUCUCCUGGCUGGUAUCUGCUGAGGGCUCGCACCCGGAGCCAGCCCCCUUCUGUGCUGACAACCCGUCAGAGCUACCACCUUCAAUGGAGCGCACAGGAGGCAUUGGGGACUCUCGACCCCCAUCUUUUCACCCUCACGCUAGUGGAGGCAGUCAGGAGAAUCUGGACAAUGACACAGAGACGGACUCCUUGGUGUCCGCCCAGCGCGAGCGGCCCCGACGGAGGGACGGACCCGAGCAUGCAGCCCGGCUCAAUGGAACUGCGAAGGGGGAGCGGCGGCGGGAGCCGGGUGGCUAUGACAGUUCAUCUACGCUUAUGAGCAGCGAGCUGGAGACUACCAGCUUCUUUGACUCAGAUGAGGAUGACUCCACCAGCAGGUUCAGCAGUUCCACAGAACAGAGCAGCGCUUCGCGCCUAAUGAGAAGACACAAGCGGCGGCGACGGAAGCAGAAGGUCUCCCGGAUUGAGCGGUCCUCAUCCUUCAGCAGCAUCACAGACUCCACUAUGUCUCUCAAUAUCAUCACAGUUACUCUCAACAUGGAAAAGUAUAACUUCCUGGGCAUCUCCAUCGUGGGCCAAAGCAACGAACGAGGUGAUGGAGGCAUCUACAUUGGCUCCAUCAUGAAGGGGGGCGCCGUGGCGGCUGACGGACGCAUCGAGCCAGGGGAUAUGCUUUUACAGGUAAAUGAGAUCAACUUUGAGAAUAUGAGUAACGAUGACGCAGUCCGAGUGCUUCGGGAGAUUGUACACAAACCAGGGCCUAUCACUCUGACUGUAGCCAAGUGCUGGGACCCAAGUCCACGUGGCUGCUUCACGUUGCCCCGGAGUGAGCCCAUCCGGCCCAUUGACCCUGCAGCCUGGGUCUCUCACACGGCAGCCAUGACGGGCACCUUCCCCGCCUACGGCAUGAGCCCCUCCUUGAGCACCAUCACCUCCACCAGCUCCUCUAUCACCAGCUCCAUCCCUGACACGGAACGGCUAGAUGACUUCCACCUCUCCAUCCACAGCGACAUGGCAGCCAUCGUAAAAGCCAUGGCCUCCCCUGAGUCAGGGCUGGAGGUUCGAGACCGCAUGUGGCUCAAGAUUACCAUUCCCAAUGCUUUCAUCGGCUCGGAUGUGGUGGACUGGCUGUACCACAACGUGGAAGGAUUCACGGACCGGCGAGAGGCCCGCAAGUACGCCAGCAACCUGCUGAAAGCCGGUUUCAUCCGCCAUACCGUCAACAAGAUCACGUUCUCUGAGCAAUGCUACUACAUCUUUGGUGACCUCUGUGGCAACAUGGCCAACCUGUCGCUUCACGACCAUGAUGGCUCCAGCGGCGCCUCUGACCAGGACACACUGGCUCCUUUGCCUCACCCAGGGGCUGCCCCUUGGCCUAUGGCUUUCCCUUACCAGUACCCACCUCCUCCACAUCCCUACAAUCCACACCCAGGCUUCCCAGAACUGGGCUACAGCUACGGCGGGGGCAGCGCCAGCAGUCAGCACAGUGAAGGCAGUCGGAGCAGUGGCUCCAACCGAAGUGGCAGCGACCGGCGCAAGGAGAAGGACCCGAAAGCUGGGGACUCCAAGUCAGGUGGUAGCGGCAGCGAGUCAGACCACACUACACGCAGCAGUCUGCGGGGCCCACGGGAGCGGGCGCCCAGCGAGCGGUCAGGUCCGGCGGCCAGUGAGCACAGCCACCGCAGCCACCAUUCACUGACCAGCAGCCUGCGAAGCCACCACACGCACCCGAGCUAUGGCCCUCCCGGAGUACCCCCUCUCUACGGUCCCCCGAUGUUGAUGAUGACCCCGCCACCUGCAGCCAUGGGGCCCCCAGGAGCCCCUCCAGGCCGGGAUCUGGCCUCGGUGCCCCCGGAACUGACGGCCAGCAGACAGUCCUUCCGCAUGGCAAUGGGAAACCCCACCAAGAAUUUCGGGCUCUUUGACUUUCUGUGAACCCCCAGGAAAGGGAGGCCCAGCCUCCAAGGAGACCAGGAACUCUGCUUCAGCAGCCCCUUGG